AUGAAAGACUGUCAUCUUCCUGAAUCCUCCGGCCUUAGUCAAUCUCACGUCGAAGGCUUCAAGGAACCGCUGAAGAGGAUUGGAGGGCCCUUGGCGGCUUGGCCUGGCCGACUAUUCACCAGAAGAAAGUCCGAUCAAAGGCAAUAUUUGGCAGAAAAUGAGACUGACCCUUCAAUCCGGAAGACGGUAGAAACCAUUGAGUUGAGCUCAUCGGGUCUAAAAAUGGCAUUUGGCGAGGCUAAAGGCAAAAAGUCUGAGAUGAAAGCAAGUGACAAGGUGGAAGAAGUCAUCUUCUCGAAAGAAAAAUCCAUUCCAAACGGCGCAUGGCCCUACAGUCAGCUAAUCAACUAUGAAUAUGUAUAA
Protopolystoma xenopodis is the source of this 363-nucleotide messenger RNA. Lineage: Eukaryota; Metazoa; Platyhelminthes; Monogenea; Polystomatidea; Polystomatidae. The record is from the annotation of a GenBank genome assembly.